CCUGACAAGUGAAUUUAAAGGAAAAUUAUAGUGGGGUUUAUUUUCUGUUAUGUCGAAUCCCAAUACCUAGAUAUCUGUAAUGUUUAAUUAAAGUUUACACAUUGAACAUCAAGUUCAUACAGUCGUAGCAAUUACUCGAGCAACUUGAACUGAUUUGAGUUUGAUCGCUGGACUCAGAAUCUCCAACACGAUUGUACCAACUUUAGAUGAAGAUUUGACCGUAGUAAUUUUAUUGCGAGAACUGCUCGAUCAACUUACUGUGCUGUCAACAGGAGGAGGCAUAAAACUAACCCACUAAAAUUAUGAGUAAUUUGUACAUUAUUUUAAUUGUAGUACCUUAAAACAUAAUCGAUAAUGGGGCCUGUAAGGCUCGACAUGUCCCGUGAUGAAUGCAAAAGGUGUUUACGCUGUUUAGAGCUUGAUGCGUAUGGAAAUAUGGUAUCUGUCCUACGUGCUCAAGGAUCAUUUACUACUGAAAAGCAAAAGUUACUUCAAGAAUUGGCUAAAGUCCUUCAUAUAUCUAAUGAAAGACAUCGUGCCGAAAUCCGCAGAGCAGUAAAUGAUGAACAGUUGACUGCAAUAGCUGAGCAAUUAAGUGGACCUAAUACAGGUACGGAUUGGGCAAUAGAAGGUCGACGCAUAAUUCCUCUAAUACCACGAUUAAAAUCUCGUACUGCAUUUACUAAACUCGCAAAUAAUCUGUCACUUGUUACUGCUAUUGCAAAUGAAAAGAAGCCGAUUCUGCAAGAUCAAACAAGUGAUUUAAAAGGAAAAAUAGAGUUCCAAGAGGAAUUAAGAAUGAAGGAUAGUUCUUCUACUAGUACAACAUUUGUACAGUCUGAAAAUUGCAUGAAUACAAGAAAAAGAAGAAGAUCUUUAAUCGAGACAGAGCUGGAACAGAAUGUUCAUCAGUUAGCCAAUGUUCAAAAUAACAGUACUCAGCCAGUUGUUACUUCAGUACCUUCUGAAGAAGGCAAAACUGCUCCUUCACUGCCAGUGCCUAAUAAGGUUUUAAUACUACCCUUCAGUUCAGUAUCAGAGGGCAUAAAACAACCCAUUAUAGAUAAAUCUUGCCUAGGAAACCUUAAACAAGUGCCGUGUUCGGGUUCAACGGUUUCUUAUCAACAAAAUGUAACUCUUGUCCCUCUUGGUGUUAGUUGCACUGGAUCUAAUUCUACAGUUGUUUGUAAAAGUGUUACAUCGCAAGCAACUAUAUACAGCCAGUCAUUGAUUCAGUCAACUCAUUCUGGAAUCGGACCUUUACCCACAUUCAUUACCACCAGUACAAAGUCCAGAUCUCAAGUAUUAACUACACAGGAGAAAAUAAAUCCGAAGAUUAUAUCAUUGACAGUUGCACCUAACACUACUCAAAUUGAAAGGAGUACGCUGCCAUUAGAAAUUCAAGAUGGACAAACAAGAGAUGGCGGAGUUACACAAGUUAUGAAUACAAAUUUGUGUAGUACAUCUAACGGUCCUGGGCCACCACAGACAAAAAUUAUGACUACAGUAACAUGUAAAAAGAUGUCACCUACAAAAAUCAAUUAUGAAAAUAUUUCUAAAAUGGGUGUAUCCCUGUAUUCAAAUAAAAGUUUAAACCUAGCACCAGUACCUAAUGCAAGGCUAACAACUAAAACAAAUGUAAUUGUGGUGCAAAAAGGUCCUGCUAGAGGUGUUACACUUUCUCAUGCUGGCAAGGAAGUGCUUGGAAAAGUAAUUAUGGGUGGUAAGAGCUUGUGUCUCUCUAAUCAACCAAGUACGAAUACUAUCGCCUUACUACCUCAUCGAAGUAUCAUUAAUGGAGAUCAAAAUGUAACAUUUUCAACCGCUUUCUAUCAGAUGCAUCUCAUCCAGAAAAUGUUGAAGGACAGAUUACUAACAAGCAACGUUUUUGUAUUUGGACUUCGACAAGAUGUUUUAGAAAAAAGUAAAGUUCUGUCACAAUUUCUUGAAGCUUCAGGAGUACUGAGUUCAGAUUCUAAAGCUGCUCUCUUGAAUCCUAACAUGCAUUUGUUGAUGAAAGAUGAAAACAGUGGUACUAUGCAAACUGUUAGUAAAAAUCUUCAUUUAACUGACAAGGCAUCAAUUAGUGAAAUCAGAGGACAAAGGGAUCAUGAGGAAGUUUCGGAAACAUUAAACACACAAGAAUUAGAAACUUCAUCUAUGAUUACAUCAACAGAUAUUAAAGAAACAUCAUUGAUAAGUCAAAUAAAUGAAGAAUCGCAAGGUACAUUAGAUCCACAAACCGGAAUAUACAGUUUUCAAUCUUCAGAUGGGGAUAAAAGUGAUCUUCCAUCAAUGAGUUCCUCCCAAAGUACAGGAAUUGAUGAUUUUAGUACAAUACUUACACAUCGUAAUACUCAUUUGAAAAACCCUCAAAGAGGGAAUAUAAGCGAGGAAGUAAAUGUUAUAGAAAAAAUAAGAAAUGCAAUACUGAACAAUGAUCAGUUCAGUAAAUUUAAUAAUCAAUUAAACUCGACAACUAAUCAGUAAUAUGGAGUACUACUAAAAGUAAAUCUGUGAAAUCUUAAUUUUUAACAUAUUUGAAAUAUAUAUUUUAUAUACAUCAAUCUCAAGGCAUCUAAAACUUAGAGUCGGAAAUAUGACUGUUUAUUAGUAAUGUAGGUCAUUCAUGUAUUGACAUGUGAUUAUAAUGUUAAGUAGUUGUAUGGAUAUAAAUGUAAUAUUUUAAUUGUUUUUAAAGGUUAAAACAAUUUUGAGCAUGCUCAAUCAACUGUACAUUUAAUGACAAACUGUAUUUCACUAUGAUGUUUUUGUUGUUAAAGCAUCUCAUAUCAUGUAUAAAGUUGUCUGUGCUUUCUAUUAUUAGGAUUUGUUGAACAUUAUUAAUUAUGUCGUUUUAUUUUCUUAAUACCAAUUAUAAAAAACUAAAACAAACAUAGGAAGUUUCUUUGUUUUGUUAUCAUUUUCUAUCAACAUUGUUAAACAUUUGACCACUUCACAAGUUAUCUAAUGCAAUUUUGUUUGUAUGUGGCAGAUUGAAACCAACUAUGACACUGACCAAAUAAUAAUUAACAUUUAAGUUUUACGUUUAUAUUAUUAUAAUGAUACUUUUAUUCUUACUCUAUUAUAUAUACAGUUCUAAAAGUAGAACAAAGAAUGCUUGAAAAGUAAAAUACACAAAACAUGUCACAGUUACAAAAGAUUAA
Molecule: messenger RNA, 3167 nt
Organism: Orussus abietinus
Lineage: Eukaryota; Metazoa; Arthropoda; Insecta; Hymenoptera; Orussidae
Product: BRCA2-interacting transcriptional repressor EMSY
Exons: 14
Coding region: 355-2490 (711 amino acids)
Biological process (GO): regulation of DNA-templated transcription
Cellular component (GO): nucleoplasm
Source: RefSeq, a predicted model, not a curated record